AUGGAUAAUAAGAGUGUAGCACACAAGAAACAUCCUGAAAGAACCAAGCUUACCCCAAAGAAAGAUGUUUCUGCAUCACCUUCCUUCAAAUCACCUAUAGAAGCUUUUGCAGUACCUCUCCCAGAAGACGUAGAAAAUGAUGAUCUUCCAACACCAGAAAACACAAUUGAGAGAAAGCCUAACUACGAGCAGAAGGAGCUGAAGAAACUGUAUGAUGGAGAACAGAGCAAGAAUGCAGAUGAACACACCUUGUACAAUCAAUAUGAGGAAAAGAUCCGACCCUGCAUUGAUCUCAUUGACAGCCUGAGAGCUCUUGGAAUAGAAAAAGACCUGUCUUUACCUGCGAUCGCAGUGAUUGGAGACCAGAGCUCCGGGAAAAGCUCUGUCCUAGAAGCUCUUUCAGGUGUUGCUCUUCCUAGGGGCAAUGGUAUUGUUACUCGAUGUCCCUUGGAACUGAAAUUGAAAAGAGUACCUGCCCCCCAGGCAUGGAAAGGGAAAAUUUCUUUCCGAAACACCAGCAUAGAGCUCCAGAAUGCCUCUCAGGUGGACAAAGCAGUAAGAUCUGCCCAGGAUAUUGUGGCCGGUACUGCAGGUGCCAUUAGUGGAGAAAUAAUUUCCCUAGAAAUUCAUUCUCCACAUGUCCCAGAUCUGACACUAAUUGAUCUUCCUGGAAUUGCCAGAAUGGCUGUGGGGAAUCAGCCAAAAGACAUUGGGGAACAGAUCAAAAUGCUACUUAAAAAAACAAUAAGCUGCAAAGAGACGCUGAAUUUGGUAGUGGUGCCAUGUAAUGUGGAUAUUGCAACAACAGAAGCACUGAAAAUGGCUCAGGAGGUGGACCCCAGUGGAGAAAGAACACUAGGGAUCCUCACAAAACCUGAUCUGGUAGACAAAGGAACCGAAGAGGCUAUCAUUAAAAUAAUACAAAACCUGGUCAUCCCCCUCAAAAAAGGCUACAUGAUCGUGAAGUGUCGUGGGCAGCAGGACAUCUACAAUGAACUGGACUUGGCCUCUGCAAUUGAGAAGGAGAGAAUAUUCUUUGAGAAUCAUAAACAUUUCAGCAUUCUUAUGGAAGAAGGAAGGGCUACUAUCCCUCGUCUGGCAGAGAAACUCACAAGCGAGCUCGUGAGACACAUUAUUAAAACUUUGCCAACACUGGAGAACCAAAUACGUGAGAUACUCCAAAAGUCGUUACAGAAUCUACAGAGGUAUAGAAGAGGCACACCCAGAACAGAUUCUGAGAAGUUUUCUUACCUCACAGAUAUGGUCAAACUCUUUAAUCAAGACAUUUCUCAGACAGUACUUGGAGAGGAACAAGUGUUUGGAAAUGAAGCUAGACUGUUCUCAAAAAUUCGCAGAGAGUUUCAUACAUGGGCAGCAAUUCUCCAAGAGUGUGCUGCAAGGGUUAAAAAUGUUGUACCAAAUAAAGUGUGGAAAUACGAAGACCAGUAUCGUGGACGGGAGCUCGCAGCCUUUUCCAAUUACAGGACAUUUGAGGACAUCAUAAAAGAGCAAAUCAUACAACUGGAGCAGCCAGCCAUCGAGAUACUGAACAAAGUGAUUGGACUGGUCGAAGAGAAGUUUAUGGAACUCACUAAAAGGCAUUUUGCACAUUUUCCCAACCUAAACAAAGCUGCUAAGAUCAUAAUUGAAGACAUUAUGAUGAAACAAUCAGCAGAGACUGAAAGACAGAUCCAGGCACAGUUUAAAAUGGAGAGAAUUUUAUACUGCCAGGAUGGCAUUUACUUUCAGGAUUUAAACCUUAUUAGGGUAGAAAAGACUGACAAAGUUGGUGGUGGGAAAGACCAGGUUGGAUUUGGAUUGAAUCAAGAUCCCUUCCUUGUCAAGGAUAUGGUUUAUCACACGGUGGCCUAUUUCAAUGGAGCAAGUAAACGCCUCUCAAAUCAGGUGCCCCUGAUCAUCCUGUCUUCUGCCCUUCAUGACUUUGGGGAUAACUUACAAAGUGCCAUGUUGCACCUGUUGCAAGAAAAAGACAAGGUAAGCUAUCUCCUUCAGGAGGACAGUGAAGCUGCUAAACAGAGGGACCGCCUCAGUCAGCAAGUUAUUCGUCUCACCAAAGCCUGCCAGUACCUGAGAGACUUCACCUCCAUCUAG
Indicator indicator is the source of this 2112-nucleotide messenger RNA. RefSeq names its product interferon-induced GTP-binding protein Mx-like. Gene Ontology annotation, cellular component: cytoplasm; nucleus; microtubule. Gene Ontology annotation, biological process: defense response to virus. The record is from RefSeq and is a predicted model, not a curated record. Gene Ontology annotation, molecular function: GTP binding; microtubule binding; GTPase activity. The transcript is spliced from 13 exons. Lineage: Eukaryota; Metazoa; Chordata; Aves; Piciformes; Indicatoridae. The coding region runs from base 1 to 2112 and encodes 703 amino acids.